Exophiala xenobiotica is the source of this 1973-nucleotide messenger RNA. RefSeq lists its product as uncharacterized. Bases 80 to 1417 code for a protein of 445 amino acids. Lineage: Eukaryota; Fungi; Ascomycota; Eurotiomycetes; Chaetothyriales; Herpotrichiellaceae. The record is from RefSeq and is a predicted model, not a curated record. The transcript is spliced from 2 exons.
CACUGCCCAGUGCCCACGGCAGCAGGAACCGCAACAGGGCAAACGAAGUUUGACAGACAGGCUCUCAACAUGCAAGGAGAUGGAGAACUAUACAGGCGGCCUGGGGGAGGAGGUAACCAAUGGGGAUGUCCAUAUCGACCAUCCUUCAUCCUCCUCCUCAAGGGAGUCAAGUCUCUCCUGCUCCUGGACGCAAGGUGACGAGUGCCAUUCCUGGCCAUCCAGCAUCCACCAUAUCUUCGUUCUUUGUUCGCUGUUGGGUGCAACGAAAAAAUCUCUUCGUUCAUUCUUUUCCCGGCACUCACUUCACACACUCUCUUCUUUAUCUACCUGGUCAUUCUUUGUCCGCUCACUAGCAGUGACUACUCUCUUUCUUUCACUUACGCUCACUAUCUCCCAGAUCCCUUCCUUGUUGUCAGGACUUGACGUCCCUCUUCCGCAUCCUUUCCACCAUCACACACCCGGUCAUCGCGACAAUAGCUCUAGCUUGACGCUGCUCGACAUUCCUUCUGUUACUAGUCCAUCAAGAGACUCAACAACUGUAGAGCCAGAUCUCCAGUCCUUUCGACCUCAGUCAAACGACCAAUCCUUUUCCAGCUCACUGACCAAUCCCUUUACAAUGGCCGGACUCAAGAACAUCAUCCUCGCAGCAUCGCUGCUCGCUCCUUUGACCAUGGCCGCUCCUCGCCUCGACGUUCGCGCCAUGUACACUCACACUGACACCGAGAUUGUCUGGGUGACCGUCGAAGAGACCACCACCGUUUGGCUCGACGCCGCUUCUGCCACCCCUGCUCCUGUGGCUGCUACCACCAGCUCCUCUUCCUCUUCCACCAUAUCGACGAUCCCCGUUGCCGUUGCCAGCACGACCACCAGCGCGGCAGCAGUCUUUGCGCAAACUUCUUACUCUCCUUCAACCAUGGCGACUGUUGCUGCUGUGUCUUCGCCAGCUUACUCUCCCGAUGCCACCGCCUGGUCUUCCUCUGCUGCACCGGUUGCCUCUUCGUCCUCUUCUGCUGCUGCUUCCCCUGCAGCGUCUGCCUCCUCCGUCAAUGUCCAAGCCAAGGACAUCGCCGCUUCCGACAGCGCAAGCUGCGAGGGACAAGGUGCCGCCUGUGAAGGUGACGUUACCCAUUGGGAUGGUGGCCUCGGCGCGUGCGGCUGGACCGUCAACACGGGCAGCGACAUGGCGAUUGCCUUGCCUUUCGCAUUCAUGGGUACCCAGUCGAAUGGAAACCCGUACUGUGGACGCUCCGUGACAUUGUACAAUCCAACAUCGGGCACCACCGUCCAGGCGACCGUCGGGGAUAAGUGCAUGGGCUGCGUGGGCCGAGCGAUCGAUUGUACGGACGCGCUGUUCAAUGCCAUCACCGAUGGAACAGGAGAUGGACGCGUCAGUGGGAUUGAGUGGUGGUUGAACUAGAAACUUCUGCUCUUGCUUCUUUGCAUUCAUUGAUGUGAGAGGGAGUGGGAAGGACUUCGAUUUGGUGCGAUGCGACUUUGGAUAAGUCGGCAUAUGCGUUUACAGCCCCCGAACUGUGGGAAACAAAACAUGAAAUAACAAGUAUGCUUCUGGGAGGCAUUUUUAUGGUCUCGAUUCUGCGGCCAGGACAAGUCAAGCCAUGAAAGACUCGCCUUUUCGUCCUCCAGCCGGGCGCUGGACUGCCAAAUGAGAACGGAACGGCCGAGGUCCUUUCGACCUUUUUAUGAGAAUCAUGACUGAACAAGAACAAGAACUGCAUUGCAUAUGCAUGGAAUUUUGGGAACUUUGGCAAACGGAAAAAACAGAAAACCCCCGGGAGAAAAUUUGGAGUUGAUUUUCGACCUUUCUUGUGCCAUGUUGGCGAUCAACUAGCGACACUUUACCUUCUUUAUUUCGGUGCAUAUCGAUAUUCUGGACAAUAGAUAGAGCCUGGCCUGCGGCUGGAGCGAUCUGGCGAGGCGGGAACAUCAAUAUAACGUACGGUACAAAUCAUCAA